This is a messenger RNA of Magnolia sinica, 330 nucleotides long. RefSeq names its product non-specific lipid-transfer protein-like. NCBI's taxonomy places the organism in Eukaryota, Viridiplantae, Streptophyta, Magnoliopsida, Magnoliales, Magnoliaceae. Bases 1 to 330 code for a protein of 109 amino acids. The record is from RefSeq and is a predicted model, not a curated record. The transcript is spliced from 2 exons.
AUGGAGCAUGCAUAUGUGUCUGCAAUGUUGGUGGGGUUCCUUCUCAUCAUGAAUUCAGCCCAAAUGGCCACCGCAGCCACAUGCGUCGAUGCCGGGGUAAACAUCCAGCCAUGUGUGGGAGCUCUAACUGGGGCCACAACUGCUUCAUCGGAUUGCUGCAGUGGUCUGGUCUACAUCCAGAAAAUGGAAGCUGAGCUGGGAAUAGCUCCAACCUGUAAUUGUACCAAGCUAGCGAUGAUAAGGAUUCCAGGAUUGGUUGUUGAAUACAGUUAUUCUGUGGAUGUGCAACACAAUUGCACUCGUGUCUUACUUACUAUGGAUGUGAAAUAA